This is a messenger RNA of Cryptomeria japonica (Japanese cedar), 621 nucleotides long. RefSeq names its product UDP-glucosyltransferase 29-like. The transcript has a single exon. The record is from RefSeq and is a predicted model, not a curated record. Bases 1 to 621 code for a protein of 206 amino acids. Lineage: Eukaryota; Viridiplantae; Streptophyta; Pinopsida; Cupressales; Cupressaceae.
AUGAGGCAGAAGGAACAAGGUACUUGCAAGCAGGUACUUAGAGGUAGGCCUAGGCUAAGAAGGUGCGGUUUACAUUGUUGCUUAGCCAGUGCCCCAACAGACUACCCCUCGCAGUCGGUCACAUUGAGGCUAUAUGAAGCGGCUGGGGCUUUAAUUGUCAACAGUGCCCUAGAACCAAGCGCUAUUAGUUACCCUGAGCGCUUCUUACGUGGCAUAGAUUCCUGUGACAUCGUGGCUGUCAAAACGUGCGCUGAGCUAGAGGGGAAGUAUGUUGAGUAUUUUGGGAAGGUGACUGGGAAACUAGUUGUUCUGCUUGGACCUCUCUUGUCACCGCACGUGUCCGAAAGGAAAGCUGACAUGGAUGUGAUGGCGUGGUUGGACAAACAGUCGCCAAGCUCUAUAGUCUAUGUGUCAUUUGGGAGCCAGUGCUUUUUACGAAGGGAAGAGAUUGCAGAGGUGGUAUUGGGAUUGGAAGCCAGCUGGAAGCCCUUCUUGUGGGCCCUACAUGGGGAUUCAUUUUGGGUCCCAGAGGGCUUUGUAGGGAGGGUUGGGAAGAGGGGUGUGGUUGCCGAGAGGGAGAUACUAGCCAAUUUUAUGAUCACUGUGGGUGGAACUCUCUAA